AUGGCCCCAGCAAAGGCGAUGAAGGCAAAGAAGGUUGCAAUGAAAGCCAUGAAGGGUCAGAAGGCAAUGUCAAAGGGAACUCUUCUUGGUGAGUUGGUCAAUGCAACUGAGCUCAAGAGGUCGGACGUUUCCAAGGUCCUGAACACGUUGGCUGAGAUCGGCGCAGAUGAGGUGAAGAAGUCUGGGAAGUUCACUCUUCCAGGACUGUGCAUGAUCAAAACUCGCAAGAAGGCAGCGACCAAGGCUGGCAAGAGGAUGAUGUUCGGCAAGGAGGUGAUCGUGAAGGCCAAGCCUGCCAAGACUGUGGUCAAGGCAUUUCCCGUGGCUCUAGUUGGCAGUGACACAAUCGACUUUCAUCCCCUGACCUUCGGUGGUGACAGUUGGGAUUCGGCUCAAGCUGCUUGUGUUGUCUUUUCUUCCCGCGACCUUUCUAAAAUCAUGGCCCCAGCAAAGGCGAUGAAGGCACAGAAGGUUGCAAUGAAAGCCAUGAAGGGUCAGAAGGCAAUGUCAAAGGGAACUCUUCUUGGUGAGUUGGUCAAUGCAACUGAGCUCAAGAGGUCGGACGUUUCCAAGGUCCUGAACACGUUGGCUGAGAUCGGCGCAGAUGAGGUGAAGAAGUCUGGGAAGUUCACUCUUCCAGGACUGUGCAUGAUCAAAACUCGCAAGAAGGCAGCAACCAAGGCUGGCAAGAGGAUGAUGUUCGGCAAGGAGGUGAUCGUGAAGGCCAAGCCUGCCAAGACUGUGGUCAAGGCAUUUCCCGUGGCGAUGAAGGCAAAGAAGGUUGCAAUGAAAGCCAUGAAGGGUCAGAAGGCAAUGUCAAAGGGAACUCUUCUUGGUGAGUUGGUCAAUGCAACUGAGCUCAAGAGGUCGGACGUUUCCAAGGUCCUGAACACGUUGGCUGAGAUCGGCGCAGAUGAGGUGAAGAAGUCUGGCAAGUUCACUCUUCCAGGACUGUGCAUGAUCAAAACUCGCAAGAAGGCAGCGACCAAGGCUGGCAAGAGGAUGAUGUUCGGCAAGGAGGUGAUCGUGAAGGCCAAGCCUGCCAAGACUGUGGUCAAAGCAUUUCCAGUGGCUCUAGUUGGCAGUGACACAAUCGACUUUCAUCCCCUGACCUUCGGUGGUGACAGUUGGGAUUCGGCUCAAGCUGCUUGUGUUGUCUUUUCUUCCCGUGACCUUUCUGAAAUCAUGGCCCCAGCAAAGGCGAUGAAGGCAAAGAAGGUUGCAAUGAAAGCCAUGAAGGGUCAGAAGGCAAUGUCAAAGGGAACUCUUCUUGGUGAGUUGGUCAAUGCAACUGAGCUCAAGAGGUCGGACGUUUCCAAGGUCCUGAACACGUUGGCUGAGAUCGGCGCAGAUGAGGUGAAGAAGUCUGGGAAGUUCACUCUUCCAGGACUGUGCAUGAUCAAAACUCGCAAGAAGGCAGCGACCAAGGCUGGCAAGAGGAUGAUGUUCGGCAAGGAGGUGAUCGUGAAGGCCAAGCCUGCCAAGACUGUGGUCAAGGCAUUUCCCGUGGCUCUAGUUGGCAGUGACACAAUCGACUUUCAUCCCCUGACCUUCGGUGGUGACAGUUGGGAUUCGGCUCAAGCUGCUUGUGUUGUCUUUUCUUCCCGUGACCUUUCUGAAAUCAUGGCCCCAGCAAAGGCGAUGAAGGCAAAGAAGGUUGCAAUGAAAGCCAUGAAGGGUCAGAAGGCAAUGUCAAAGGGAACUCUUCUUGGUGAGUUGGUCAAUGCAACUGAGCUCAAGAGGUCGGACGUUUCCAAGGUCCUGAACACGUUGGCUGAGAUCGGCGCAGAUGAGGUGAAGAAGUCUGGCAAGUUCACUCUUCCAGGACUGUGCAUGAUCAAAACUCGCAAGAAGGCAGCGACCAAGGCUGGCAAGAGGAUGAUGUUCGGCAAGGAGGUGAUCGUGAAGGCCAAGCCUGCCAAGACUGUGGUCAAAGCAUUUCCAGUGGCUCUAGUUGGCAGUGGCACCAUAGACUUUCAUCCCCUGACCUUCAGUGGUGACAGUUGGGAUUCGGCUCAAGCUGCUUGUGUUGUCUUUUCUUCCCGUGACCUUUCUGAAAUCAUGGCCCCAGCAAAGGCGAUGAAGGCAAAGAAGGUUGCAAUGAAAGCCAUGAAGGGUCAGAAGGCAAUGUCAAAGGGAGCUCUUCUUGGUGAGUUGGUCAAUGCAACUGAGCUCAAGAGGUCUGACGUUUCCAAGGUCCUGAACACGUUGGCUGAGAUCGGCACAGAUGAGGUGAAGAAGUCUGGCAAGUUCACUCUUCCAGGACUGUGCAUGAUCAAAACUCGCAAGAAGGCAGCGACCAAGGCUGGCAAGAGGAUGAUGUUCGGCAAGGAGGUGAUCGUGAAGGCCAAGCCUGCCAAGACUGUGGUCAAGGCAUUUCCCGUGGCUCUAGUUUGCAGUGACACCAUCAACUUUCAUCCCCUGACCUUCGGUGGUGACAGUUGGGAUUCGGCUCAAGCUGCUUGUGUUGUCUUUUCUUCCCGUGACCUUUCUGAAAUCAUGGCCCCAGCAAAGGCGAUGAAGGCAAAGAAGGUUGCAAUGAAAGCCAUGAAGGGUCAGAAGGCAAUGUCAAAGGGAGCUCUUCUUGGUGAGUUGGUCAAUGCAACUGAGCUCAAGAGGUCUGACGUUUCCAAGGUCCUGAACACGUUGGCUGAGAUCGGCACAGAUGAGGUGAAGAAGUCUGGGAAGUUCACUCUUCCAGGACUGUGCAUGAUCAAAACUCGCAAGAAGGCAGCGACCAAGGCUGGCAAGAGGAUGAUGUUCGGCAAGGAGGUGAUCGUGAAGGCCAAGCCUGCCAAGACUGUGGUCAAAGCAUUUCCCGUGGCUCUAGUUGGCAGUGACACAAUCGACUUUCAUCCCCUGACCUUCGGUGGUGACAGUUGGGAUUCGGCUCAAGCUGCUUGUGUUGUCUUUUCUUCCCGUGACCUUUCUAAAAUCAUGGCCCCAGCAAAGGCGAUGAAGGCAAAUAAGGUUGCAAUGAAAGCCAUGAAGGGUCAGAAGGCAAUGUCAAAGGGAGCUCUUCUUGGUGAGUUGGUCAAUGCAACUGAGCUCAAGAGGUCGGACGUUUCCAAGGUCCUGAACACGUUGGCUGAGAUCGGCACAGAUGAGGUGAAGAAGUCUGGCAAGUUCACUCUUCCAGGACUGUGCAUGAUCAAAACUCGCAAGAAGGCAGCGACCAAGGCUGGCAAGAGGAUGAUGUUCGGCAAGGAGGUGAUCGUGAAGGCCAAGCCUGCCAAGACUGUGGUCAAAGCAUUUCCCGUGGCUCUAGUUGGCAGUGACACAAUCGACUUUCAUCCCCUGACCUUCGGUGGUGACAGUUGGGAUUCGGCUCAAGCUGCUUGUGUUGUCUUUUCUUCCCGUGACCUUUCUAAAAUCAUGGCCCCAGCAAAGGCGAUGAAGGCAAAGAAGGUUGCAAUGAAAGCCAUGAAGGGUCAGAAGGCAAUGUCAAAGGGAGCUCUUCUUGGUGAGUUGGUCAAUGCAACUGAGCUCAAGAGGUCUGACGUUUCCAAGGUCCUGAACACGUUGGCUGAGAUCGGCACAGAUGAGGUGAAGAAGUCUGGCAAGUUCACUCUUCCAGGACUGUGCAUGAUCAAAACUCGCAAGAAGGCAGCGACCAAGGCUGGCAAGAGGAUGAUGUUCGGCAAGGAGGUGAUCGUGAAGGCCAAGCCUGCCAAGACUGUGGUCAAGGCAUUUCCCGUGGCGGCUUUGAAGCAGCAAAUUUGA
This is a messenger RNA of Cladocopium goreaui, 3723 nucleotides long. The record is from the annotation of a GenBank genome assembly. NCBI's taxonomy places the organism in Eukaryota, Dinophyceae, Suessiales, Symbiodiniaceae.